AUGGGCAGCAGAAAGAACGAUGGUGUUCACAAGCUGUCGGAUAAUGAUCUGCAGGACGAAACAACAUUCGAAGGAGCGAUCUGGGAAAUGUCGAUCCCGGCAGAUUUUCUUGCAUUAGUCACGGAAAUUGAAGAAUGGCAGAAAAAGAACGGAGCAGCAGAUAGUGCUGCGAUGUCGCCAUUUGCAAGCGAGAGUUUUGGUGGUUAUAGUUACACAAAAGGAUCAACAGGAUCUGAUGGAUCAUUAAGCAAUGAUGGAUACGGUGGAUAUAAACAGGUUUAUGAAGAAGGUGUUGAAUUCCAGGCAGCCGCUGUUGUUAAUAAUUCGAUUCAAUCGAGAAUAGCACAGAAACAAGGCGUAAAGGAUAUUUAUACAAUAACAACACCAAGAGCUAUGAAUCUGCAAUAUCAUGAUGUGUUUAUCAGAAACAGAGAUCAGAAGAUUUUCAGAGUAACAUCUGAUGGUGAUGACGUAUUAACGCCAAAAAGUGCAGCACUUGAUAUGCGCCAAGUUAGCGCAGAGGAGUGGACACUUCCGGAUUAA
Molecule: messenger RNA, 543 nt
Organism: Cylicocyclus nassatus
Lineage: Eukaryota; Metazoa; Nematoda; Chromadorea; Rhabditida; Strongylidae
Source: the annotation of a GenBank genome assembly